This is a messenger RNA of Puntigrus tetrazona (Sumatra barb), 5472 nucleotides long. It is a transcript of the gene sh2d3ca, whose product is annotated as SH2 domain containing 3Ca. The coding region runs from base 110 to 2929 and encodes 939 amino acids. Gene Ontology annotation, biological process: positive regulation of peptidyl-serine phosphorylation; small GTPase-mediated signal transduction. The record is from RefSeq and is a predicted model, not a curated record. Gene Ontology annotation, molecular function: guanyl-nucleotide exchange factor activity; phosphotyrosine residue binding. NCBI's taxonomy places the organism in Eukaryota, Metazoa, Chordata, Actinopteri, Cypriniformes, Cyprinidae. The transcript has 13 exons.
CACACACACACACACACACACACACAGACACACACCUACAAGAGCCAGAAGUGAGGACUUGUGGCUCAUCGUCCCGGAAAGACACAAGAGGACACGGGAGUCAAAGACCAUGAUCAAACGCAAACUGAGCUUCAAGUGGUUUGGUAGUCUCACCAGCCUCCGGAGGAAAUCGGACUCCCAGAAGGACGAUGUCAAAGAGGUGUCCGCCGACGAUAUGGGCAUGCACCCGCGCAGCCCGAGCUACGCCAGCUCCAGUGAAAUGUACACGCACAUGGGCACCAUGCCGCGUCACCCAAAGAAGGACAAGAGCUUGAAGAAGAGCAAGUCCAAGGACAAGACCAACCUCAGCCGGAGCCAAAGCAUGAGACCUUCGCAGGACCAUGUCGUUGACUCCCCCCUCCUCAGCGUCCUCUCCGGGAAGGGCCUGGAGGCCCUGGAGAGACCCAUGUUGGAGGACAAGCCGGCGGCGGGAAAACUAGCCGCCGAUAAUCACAUUCAGAAUCGCGACCUUCCUCCUCCACCGACUACGGAUGGACACUCAACGAAGCCGGAAGCUGAUGAUAAGGAGCCAUCGGCUAAUUCCGAGCCCCAUGUCGAUCCACCGAAAGCAUGUCCGGAAGCUUCACCGGAUCUGAAUCGGAGCAAGGAGCCAGACCUCCAGCCGGUGCUGCCCAAGAAGAGGCAUAGAGAAGGAGACGCCUCCGUGAGGGACGCUGGGGAGCUCCAGGUGGAUGGACAUGUGCUUCGGUUACCUCUGAAACAAGACAGUCACGUGAAGCAGACGCAAGCAGUAGAGGAGGAUGCUAAAAUAAGACCAGACCACAAACAAGACAGUCAGGAAGAGAAGGAGAGUAACAGACAGCUGAACACCACAGACAACCAAGGGGAAUAUGUGGAAUUCUCCAAGGAGAAGUACCUGCUGGAGUCGCCCCCGGAGAAGCUCAGGAAGGAGCUGGAGGACGAGCUCAAACUCAGUAGCAGUGACAUGAGGAGCCACGGCUGGUACCAUGGCCAUAUUCCACGAGAGGCUUCAGAAACGUUGGUUCUGCGUAGCGGUGACUUCCUCGUGCGGGACUCCCUGUCGACCGUGGGAGACUACGUCCUCACGUGUCGCUGGCAGCAGGAAGUCAUCCACUGUCGGAUCAGCAAAGUCCUGGUCAAAGGCGGGCAAACCAAAAUCCAGUACAUGCUGGAGCACGAGACCUUCGACUCUGUCCCCGCGCUGGUCAGGCACCAUGCUGGCACGGGGCGGCCCGUGUGCCCUCGCACCGGAGCCCAGCUGCUGUGUCCGGUCAACCGCACGCUGCCGCUCAGGUACCUGGAGGCCACGUUUGCUUUGGCCGGUGGGAGACCGGGGUCUACACAUUCACCAUCGACCCAGAGGGGGGCGCACAUCAAGAGACGAAGCGUUACCAUGACGGAUGGACUGACCACGGAGAAGAUCAUUCCUCACAGUGCGACCCAGUCUACAGAGCCAGAUGAGCCCCAGACAGUCGAGCCAGAGGUGAAACCAGCGGAGGGCAGCAGCUGCCCUUCUACGUUGCACCAUAAGGAUGCCAUGAGGAACUGCGCCAUGAGCAUGGAUCAGAUCCAAGAGUACCGCUGCCCGCUGUCUCCUGUGGGAGAAACACCUCUUUCACCUGCCUACAGCUCCAUCUCCCGUCACAGGCAUGGCUCGGGAGGGCGUGUCCUCGCUGUGAUCCCGCCUUCUCCGGUGAUGCGGCGCUCCAGCGACCCCCAUCUCUCGCCGUCCUCCUCCAAUAACAACCUUCCCUGCUCAGACGCGACCCCCUGCACUCACUCCACGCCGGCUCACGGUUACCCGUCCGAGAGUUCGGAGCCGGGCGGCAGCUACUGCGAGCUGAGACCCGGUCAAGCCCCCAUUCCUCCUUGCAAGAGCUACGUGGAGAGGCUGAGGGUGGAGGAGGGCCAAACCCCCGGCUCCGGAGCCCCAGAUGGGCUGGAGAGCUUCAUGCUCCCCCUGGUGGAGACCAGCUCCUCCUUCAAGCCUGGGAAAUACCAGUCCGCUCUGCUGCCAGCCGAGAAUAAACCUCUGGAGAUGAGCGUGUUGAAGAGGGUGAAGGAGCUGCUGGCCGAGGUGGAUCCCAAAACAGCCGCCAAGCACAUCACCAAGGCAGACUGCACGGUUGCUAGGAUACUGGGCGUUACCAAGGAGAUGCAGAGGAUGAUGGGAGUGAGCUCGGGGCUGGAGCUGCUGACUCUUCCGCAUGGACACCAGCUAAGACUGGAUCUGCUGGAGAGGUUUUACACCAUGUCUAUAAUGAUGGCGGUGGAUUUGUUGGGUUGCACGGGCAGCACAGAGGAGAGAGCAGCCCUCCUGCAUAAAACCAUCCAGCUGGCUGCUGAACUCAAGAGCAACAUGGGCAACAUGUACGGAUUCGCCGCCGUCAUGAGAGCCCUGGAGCUGCCGCAGAUCUCACGGCUGGAGCAGACGUGGAUCACACUGCGACAGAGACACACAGAAGGUGCAAUCCUCUAUGAGAAAAAGCUCAAGCCGUUCCUGAAGGCCAUGAAUGAUGGGAAAGAGACCUGUGUGCUCUCAAACACGUCUUUCCCUCACGUGGUGCCGGUGUUGUCGCUGCUGGAGCGUGGCGUAGCUGCUGGAGAGGCUCUGGAGUCGUGGGAGAGCGUGGAGUCUGGAGUGGACGUGGUCAUGAGUCACCUGGAAGCGGCACGAACCAUCGCUCACCACGGGGGACUGUACCGCACCAACGCCGAGAGCAAACUCCAGGAUUUCCAGGAGCAGAAGGAGGUGCUGGAAAUCUUCUGUACGGAGUUUCAGAUGAGGCUUUUAUGGGGCAGCCGCGGCUCUGAAGGAAGCCAGUCCGAGCGCUACGAGAAGUUUGACAAGGUCCUCACCGCUCUGUCCCACAAGCUAGAACCUCCUGUACGGCACAGCGAAUUAUAGCACCCCCGCACCCACAAAUGGUAUGAUCCCUGACCUUCCUGUCACUCCUACUCCUGGACCGGACCAUGCUUUUUUGGGGGGGAACACGGCACUGAGGGACUCGCUCUGCAAAACAAGGCACAAAAGGGGACAGGCUUUAUGCGAGCAUGAUAGCGCCCCCUAAAGAACACAGCGGUGAACUGCAGCAAUGGAAUGAAAUAAAAAUCUAAAGCCAAAAUCCCUUUUUCAGUGGUGACCAAGGGCACUUCCUUUUCAAAAAGAGAGAAUGUGAUGAAGUGCGAGUUGACUUUAACCCUAACGGGUCUGAAUCCUGUUUCAUGUGAAUCCAUAAUUUAGUUUCCGUCAGCUUUUAUGUCGACAAAAAGCAGGAGGUGACACGUCUCCGUGCUUGGAGACGAGACUGCAUUGACGUUACACGGUUUAUUGCUGGAAUAGACUGAACACACGCUCACCUUUCAAAUGUCUGAAUGUAAGUUGCCAAACCAUGAAUUUAAACCGAUGUCUGCUGGAAAAAGAGUCUUAUUUUUAUGCUCACUUUUUGGGUUCACUUCUGUGUAGUUGUGGGGGUUUUUUCAGGUCUUGUCAUGGCUUUGUCGAUAGAAACGGAGUCGACGGUUACUGUGAGGAACUGGGCCUUCAUUUUUGUACCGCGUCUGUAACAGAUGCUCACAUUCACGGUCUGACAGCAUCGCUUCUCAGAGCGCUUUGGUGUCUAUGUGUUAGCGAGGAAGUGUACGAUAGAAGACAUGCUGUUUUCCUUCCUCUCUUUCGGUCUUUUUGGGGGUUUGUUUUUGUCUGAAUGGGUCACAUCAUUAUGACGUUCCUCGUAAUUAGAAAUGUUCGGACUUAAAAAAAUCAAGUGCAAAAAAAAAUUUUUUUGAGACUUGGCAACCCAAGCUCAUUAACAUAAGACCGCCCACUUCGUCAUUUUCAAAGGAUCUGAUUUGUUAAAACAGACUUUGCUUAUUGAAUUAAUUGUUAUUAAGUGCUGUUGUCACCGGAAAACUUAUACCGAUAAACGCGGAAGUGUGAAAAAAGCUACCUGUGAAAGUGGUAAAGUCCGCCACGUGCUGUGCUGUUUCGGCUGUGUGUAGCACCUACUGCUCUGCAGAGCUUUCGAGAUGUCGGAAAAAGCAAAAGAAAUGUCGGAAAACAGCUCAUUUACAGUGAAAAUCGCUACGUUAGCAACCCCACAGCUCAUGCGUUUCUCAUAGAAGGCCAUUUGCAUAAAGUCUUAAAGGCACAGCAGCGCAAAAACAGCCUGCAAAAUUAAGUUAAAUAGCAAAAAUCUGGAUAUGACCGCUUUAAUAUCUUUCGUGACCGAUAGCGCUUGUCGACACGGCCUUGGCAACGAUACAUAACUCUCAAUGCAUUUCAGUGAAUGUCAGUUUGAAUUAAAUUAUUUAAGAGACCCAUAAAGCCAAACUUUACGGAUCGAACACAGACGUUUGAUUAUUCAUUCAAAACAUUUAAAGUAAUGUCACGGCAAUAAUUUACAAACUAAUAUAUAGAGGAUCGCUGUGUUAGCGGUUUACGCUAACGCAUAUUGAUCAUAUUUAAGAUUAGGAGUUUUACUAGGUAAUUUUGAUGCAUAAAUCAUCUGUUUGUCCAACAGAUAUGAAUUAUACCUCAUACAAUAAAAAAAUCUGUUAGGAAAGGGUGGGCUACAUACAGUUUUCACUGUGGUGGUUUUAAUAAAACAACUACAAAAGUUGAAUGAGGGCUCUUUUGAUUUAGGCCAUUAGGUAGCCACCUAGCAGCCAUCCAAAACACUCUGAUAUCUUUGUGGCAACUUUUGGAUGGGUGCCGUUCACAUUUUCAUGGAAAACUAAAGUUUGAAAGAGUUCGUCGAGUAAUAGCAACAUGCUCAUUAAACUCAGUACACUUACUAGUCCAAUACCGUUGUCACAUUCUGGUAGAUUUAGCCAAACAAAACCCAAAGUCACAUGCAUAUACCUCUAUCAACAGUGUAAAUGUUUUACCCUUAUUUCUGGGUAUCAUAAAGAGAAAAGUUGUAGGUAUCUGUUCCUAACGCCAUCUAUUGUGUAUCAUAUACAGGCUGCUAUACUUCACACCCAGUCUAUCAAUGCAUAUUUCCAGGGAAUUUUCUGAAGGUAUUUUUUCAGGUAUCUAUUAAAAGGCACAUCUGAAAGUAGAAGAUGCUGUCUGUCACAGAUAGGAGGAGCAUUAUGGGAUGAAAAGUGGAUCGUAUGCAAUUUCACUUUUAGCCAGCAGAGGGCUCUGUUUAGUAAGCUAAAAAUAAUAAUAAUAAUAAUAAUAAUAAUAAAUGGAAGUAAGUUUUGAACCUUUUGGAACUUUUUUUAACGAGGCCUGCUGGUCUAGGACUGUAACUUGUGUUUGGUUUCUCUACUGUAAAGGUAAAUGUGUGACUAUUUCGUUUUGUAAAUAGUUACCCCUAAACGGUGGACGACAGACGAGGCGGACAAGCUCACGUGGUUGCAUCCUUUUAUUAUGUGCUGUACAUACUGGUAUGUCAUAUGUUUUGCACUCUUUUUUCAGAAAAUAAAUACAGCAAGCUUGUG